AGAACGAAGAAGCUGCGGCGGAUGAUGAGGCUGAGAGAUAGCAUUGACAGAUAAAGCUGAAGACACACAGCCCUUAAAAUGGCAACCACAAGAGCAGCUACAUUUACAGCAAAGAUUCGUAAUCUAAAGGACUACCACUACAGGGUGACCAACAACCUUACCCCCCAGCCCCUGGGUGGGGACAUUGCCAGCACUCUUAAGUACUUCUCAAGCACUCUCCUCAGCAUUUUGAAGGAUGUUCCUAACAUACCAGCUGAGAGCUACGGGCCACGGCAGCGAGACAGCGUGCGUCUGUCCGUGUUCCCAAACCUGAACUACGCAGGUCUCUACAAGGCCACACUGAGCAUGAUUGAUCUGGUUCCAUGUGUCCAGACUGGGCAUUUAGAGCUUGGAGAGUCAGUGCUAAACCUGCUGGGCUGCCUGGUCCCGUUCCUGGAGAACGACCUUCUGGACUCGCUUCCCUACACUGUGGCCUCCACCAUGGCCAUCUUCCCACCCACCCUUCACAAGGACACCAUAGACCUGCUCUGUAGUAACCUGCUACCAAUGACUCUUGGUUUUGAAGGCUGCCUGGAGCCGACCUACGCCAGUGAAUCAGCGGCCGCCAUCAUCAGCAUGGUGUUCCAGCACACAGACAAUGGAUCGUACCACUUUCAGAUCCUUGAGUGUUUUAUGAGUCUCAAGCGUGACAUUCUGAAGGACAUUCUCUCUAUCAUCGCGUAUGGACCUCCCAGCGCCAGGGCCCCUGCGGCUAACCUGCUCUUCUACUACUGGCCCCAGCUCAACCCCUCCCUGUCCGAUAGGAGGGGUAUCCACUGCAAAUACUCAGCCUGGCCACCCGUGCUGUGUCAGAGAGAGAGCUGUGUGAACCUGGGCAAGUGCCAGGCUGUCAUGAUGUGUUUGAAUCCUGCCCUGGCAAUCCAGUCACGUGAUAAGCCGCCACCUCUAUACAUCUGCAGUGACUGCUAUGAAGACCUGAAGAAGGACCACGCCCACUAUAUGAUUGACAUCUUACUUCCUAUGUCCCAUGUGGCGUCCAAGUGUGAGAACAAGAACUGCAAGUCAAUGCGCCUGAACACAGCCGUGUCAACAUGUUUCUCCAUAGAUUGUGCGAGUCUCAAUGGAAACCGACCAAUCCGCUACUGCGCUGCCUGUAACCACGAGGUUCACGGGGCAGGGAAAGGCAAGAACCACGUGUUCCACCAGAGUAUCGAGCAGAUAUGGUCUUGCAGCCCAGAAAUGCAAAGAUAUCUAAUGGAUGCCAUUAUUUCCCUACUGAAGGAAGCCCAGCCCCUGGAGUCAAAACGCAUGGUGGAGAUGGGAGAGGAGCAUCGUCAUCGUCAUGGCGACCAGGAAGAGGACUUGUUUGUAGUUGAGGAGGCAGGGGAGAGGAAGAUGCUGUCACGCUACGGGAUCUGGCUCCUGGUGGAACUGUGUACGCCCAGGGAUGAUAUACCCAUAGAAAUCCUCGGUAGAUUACUGGGCAUGCUGUUCCAGUGGUUUGAUGCCACAGCCUAUCUGCCUGAUGACAAUGUUGGCAAUGCAUUGGAAAGACUGAAGCCUGAGUACAUUUGUAAGUGGUUGCGGGAGGUGAACAAGACCCAUUUUGAGGUGAUCGUCUCCUGUCUGUUACCCCACCCAGUGGAGUAUGCCAGGGUAGGAGGAGUCUGGGACACAUUAGCAACACGCACUACACAAAUCAAAGAGGGUCUCAACUGCUUCUUUUGCCUCGUACCAUAUGACAUCAUAACCUACCAGAUUUGGGACUAUGUCAUCCCAUACUGGAUGGAAGCAAUCCGCACUGAGGUGCCAUCCGAUGACCUUCACCUUCUUAAAGUUCUCUUAAGUAAAGCAUUUGACAUUGACAUGUGUCCAUUACCCUUCAUGCUGGACAAGAUGUACCACUUUGCAGAGGUUCGUUUCUCUGACCCGAGUGCAUACGUCCAGGAGCAAGCCCUACAGUGGCUACAGAUACUAUCCCGCCUGGACAUAGUGAUUCCCAUACACACGCUCUUCAGCAUGAUGAAACUCGGAAUCCGCCAUCUCCAAACAAAAGAGGUCAACCUGGAGCAGCUAGGUCAAGGUCACAGGGAAUCUAGCAACCUACCUAGCAAUCUGACAAGGUCAUCACCGACGGCAGACAUUCCGCCCCCACUGAGCCCAAACAAGGAAGAGCAACUCCCGACUGAGAGCUUUGAGAUAUAUGAACGAGAGACAGAGAUCAUCCUACCAUGCUUCAUAAUGAUGCUGGACUUGGUUUUGAAACAGUUGGAGCUUCAGGACAGCCCCCGUCACCUUGGUAUCUACAACGAGACCAGCAAGGAGCUCAUGUCUCUGUUGACCAACAUGCUGUCUGUGCCCUGGGAUGGCAUUCACAGCUGUGACGAGGAACAGGAGACUGUCAACUGUCAGUUCUGUGUGAACAUCACUCUGUGGCACCAGUUGGCCUGUCAGGUGAUGAAGCAGUUCAGCCCGCGGGACCCCUGUAAGAUCCCCAGCAAGGACCUCCCAAAGGUGGAGGAACUCGCCUCCUCCCUACCAGCCAGUAAAGAGGCAUCAAGUGGAGACUCUGUGCAGAGUGGGGCCGCCAUUGAGAUCCCAGAUGUCUCCUAUGACACCUCUACCAUGCCCAUCCAUCUGCAGCUGUUUAAUGCCCUCGUUCAGGAGUUCUGUUCCCUGAAGGACACAGAUGCCCUUCACUCACUGGUGACCUCCAUGAAGUAUCUCAUACUGCACGGGGAAUGUCUCAACUACUCUGUCAACCAGUACCCAGAAUUCCUGAAGUUCUGUCUCGCACGGAAACUCAUUCCCAAUCUGUGGCUCCAGCUGCAGGCCCGUAGCUCCCAUGUGGCAUGUGAGUGUGUCCCCCUGCUGCUACACUGCCUCACGCUGCCCACGGGCGCUGACAUGCUCUGGAAGAUUGUUGAGGAGAACUUCCACAGUGAUGACUGGAAGGAGAGGUUUGCUGCAGUUGAGAAGGCCACGGUCCUGGCACGGUUCAUGGAGAGCGACAGUGUCUUACACAACAAGACGAUCAAGACAGCGCUGGCACACAUCUUCUGCCUCCUGAUUGGUUCCCUGGAGGACAUAAAUGCUGCCAUCUGUCAGCGCACCAUCCAGUACCUGGAGACCAUUAAAACAGCUUCUAUCAAGUGCAUAUGCCAGUGCAUGGAGUUCCAGUUUGAUGCAGUGAUCAGUGACCGGUCCAUGAUCCUCCACUGUGUCCAGCUGCUUGCAAACAUCCUGCCCCAGGCUAACAUCCUCUCAUGGGACUUUUUUCUGGCCAGGUUCGACUCCCUCAGUCUGGAAGCACAGAUCGACCUUGAGGCUACUGGUGACCUCUCCUUCCCAACCGAGGAGUUGGCAUUAUCCAUAGAUUUCAAGGACUUAACAAGCAGCGACCGGGAGAGUGAGUACUUCCUGCGAAAGCUGAACCGAGCAAGAUUUGCCUUGGCCCGCACCGACAGCAUUCAGUCCGUGAGCAAGAGUAUCUAUGGCAAAGUUCCGUACCGGAGAGCAGUGUCGGUGCCAAUGCACCUUCUGAACAAGACACCACUGAAAGACAAGGACAAAGACAAGCAGUACCUGAGGCAGCAAUCUGCCCCACAGUUUAGACUGAACAGAACCCAGAACUCCAAGUUCAACCUUGGCUCCCUAGCAAAUUCUGUGUUCCAAGGAGGCUAUAUGAAAGAGUUUACUGAUGAAGAGAGCAACUUUGCUGCCCUUCUUCAGCGUGCUAUGGACCUUGAGGGCGUUGAUAGAGAGACAGUACACCAGCUGGUAGCUCUCCUUAUGAAGUUCAUGGUCAAAUGCCGGCAGGAGGAUUUAACUGAAGAAACACAGAAAGCAGAAAACAUUGUUCUUCGUCACCUGAAUGUGUUGCUAGGAUACAACCAAUCAGAGAAGUCCUUCAGUGUCCCUCCAUACAAACUGAGGACCUCUGCUGUGUUCAAUUCUUACUUAAGUGGAGCAUCAUUUGUUCUGGACAGGAAUUUUGAUUUGGGAAACAAGAUUCUGCCCAUAACUCUCCUGCUUCUCCAGUACGGGCCAUCUCCACAGAGAUAUGCCAGCGACUACCAGCCUCCAAACUACACCCUAUGGUACCUGGAACCCCACACCCGACUUUCAUGGCUACACACACUGCUGGUCAUCCUCUAUAAGUACCAGAUCAGCUCAUGCCCAAUAUCGGCCAUCGUUCAGACGCUGCUGCGUAUCGUAGUGAACACCAUCGAGGCCCAGCACCAUCACUGCAAGGUGCUCCCAGACGACGCAUUACCCCCGGCAACACCUAACAUGCCCAGGAGCAAAGAUUCUGCUCGGAUCAGCAUAAGCGACCUUGAGAAUAUCCAGGAAACAGAGACACCACCCCAGAGUCCCCCACCCCACAUCAACGAGGACGUAUUCAUUGAGAUGGUGCGAGAUUCAGGCACAACUUCAGUGAAGUAUAGCAAAAUAGGCUCCAAGGUGGGCAGGUCAGCUGACCAGACAGGGGAGAGAACUGAGAAGGAUGAUAGCGUUACCAAGGCAACGGCAGGCUCCACACAACUGGGAGCUGCAUCUGCAAGUGUGGAGCAUGUGUCUGAGACCCCAUCUCGAAGGGGCAAGGCAAGAAAGCAGCCGAGGAAGUUGGUGCACUACUUGGAAAAUGAGACUACAGACUCCUCUGACCAGCAAAGUGAAACACAGGUGAAAGUGAGGCCAGAGCGGCCAGUGAGUGUUGAUAUGAAGAUGGCAGAACAGUUGGAGGAAUUCCAUCGCGGAACUGAAGAGAGAGGGACAUCUAGUAGCCAGACUAGGAGGCAGAUAAAUAGCCCCAUGGCUCCAAGCUGCAGUAUGGACACGGGAACCAACCAAGGCUCAGAAACUGUUAAAGCUCUGCCUUCCUCAGAGACUGGUACCCAGUCUGAGUCCAUUAAGACUGGUGCCCGGUCUGAGUCAAGUAAAUCCACUGCCCAGUCUGAGUCCAGUAAGUCUGGUCCCCAGUCUGAGACUAGCAGAGAGCCGGAAGAUGAAAGUGGAGAGGAAGAGAGUGAGAAAACACAGACGACGUCUGAUGCAGAAUCUGGUGCUGAACACAAAGAGUCAUCUAAAGUGAGCAGGCGAGCCAGUGGUAAAAUGAGGGUGGGUAUGAAGCCAAACUUCCGCCAGAGGAAGUCACGCAAAACAGGGCUGUCUACAAUAGAACUGCAGAAGAAGUUCCCAGAACUGGCCGUGGAAGGUUCUGAGACUGACACCUCUAACAAGCCUGGACGCAAAAUGAGAAAAACGGAUCUGCUGUCGAGACCGAUCCCCAAGAAACCUGUGCCGAACCGCCACAGUGAGAUUGCGAUGUUUGAGCGGUGUUUGGACUGUAACGCCGUUCUGGAGGAGUACGAUGACGACACAAUUGGGCUGUGUGUGGUUGUCCUGGCAACCUACAUCCACCGCGAGCCCUCCCUGGCCACGCCCAUGUUGCUGGAGAGUCUUAUAGCUGUUGCUAGGAUAGCAGCCAGCAGUCCUUACACGUGGCAGACGGAAUCCAAUAUGGUUGUCCCAGGCAACAGCCUAAGUAUUGCCCGCCAGUUUCUGCGUUGCUGCCUCCACCAGCUCGCUCCCAACGGCAUCUUCCCCAUGCUCUUCCAGAGCAGCUUUGAAGACAACCAGUUUCUGAAGACAAUAGCUGCAGCCUUGGUGGAUUUUGCAGAGCUCCCGUGUCAUGCUGCGAUACACUAUUUACUGGAGGGCCUCAACAACACUCGCACCAUCAACACAGACACGAUCUCCCUCCUGCUUGACAACCUAGCCAGCUACAUGAACUCUAUCGCCCUGGAGACCAGUGCGGCCAUGUGGACCAACAUCCUCAACCAGUUUGACAUCUUCUUCCGCCGUCUCACUGAGAUACUGCCCGUGCCUUGUGACAUGACCUCGGUCCUCAAGAUCAUCACGUGUCUACUGAAAGUGAACGGCAUUAAUAAUGCAAAGCACAUUCUGGAGCCGUUCUCAAAGUUGUUGAGUAUCGCCGUGACGAUGUGCAACAUUCAGCUUCACCAGGUGCUAGACAUCUGUUCCCUUGCCAACAGGGUCUUCUCAAAGGAGCGUGACAAGCUCUAUUUGACGCGGACUGUGAUCUUUCAGCUCGUACAGGCUCUAAAAUUUAAAACCAGUCUACCAGAUGAGAACUUCCUGCUUCUGGUACAGUUUGUUCUGCUGGAUUCUGGGGGGACGAUUGGCAGCUCUAACAUCGUCAGUGACCUGGGCAUGCUGUACCACACCCACGCCCACUCUCUUAUGUCCACGUAUGCGUCAGAGUGCAUGCGUCAGUACCUGUCUGACUGUGUGGAGUUCAUUGGCGACCUUCACACCAUUUCAAAGGUCAAGGCCAACAUGAAGGGUGGGUGUAUGGCACUGAAUGAGGACACCCUAGGCACCCUUGUCAAGUCUGGGAUCGCCCAGUUUGUAGCCUUGGAGAUCACCCGUAGCAACGGGCAUGGCAGUCGGGCUGUUGGGCUGGAGCGCUACCUACCGUGGCUGUAUAAACCACCACUGACCACACAACAAGGCCCUAAGGAGUUUACUGACUGUAUUGGUCACAUCCGUCUGAUGUCGUGGCUGCUGAUUGGUACUCUGACACACACCGCCAUGACAGAGGGCGCUGCGUGUGUCACAUGCAUGCCAUUCCCACUAGAUGUCAGCACGCUGAUUGCUGAGCAUGUGCUGGUAAUAAUGACGGGAUUUGCUGAGCAGUCAAAUAUUUCAGCUAACCACAUGAGUUCCCUCUUCCAUGCUUUCUUCUUGUGCCAGCUGUGGACAAUGUACUGUGAGAGCAUAGCGGCGAUGUACAACAGCAGCUCCGAGCAGUACCAGGCUGGCACCUCCUCUGUGAUGGACUUCUGGGCGCGAGUAACACCUGGCAUCCUACAGCUCCUCUCACACUCCAAAGUGCUUGCAGAGAUGGUGAACCUUCACUUCCUGAGUCUGAUGGAAGCCUUACAGGAAUGCAACUCCAGUGUCCUGGCAAAGUUAUUCCCAAUGUGGACUGCUAUUCUCUACGCCUAUCAUAACCAGCUACCAGGCCACCUGCAGGUUCGUCUGCAGUCAGUACAGAACUGGCAGCCACCGGUUCCCUCCACUGAGCAGACGUGCAUCAACUCUCACAUCCUGCUCACGUGGCUCAAGCGUAUCCAGAUCCGUCUGGGCCAGAUUGAGGUCCAGUGUUCAUCGGCCGCCACCCAGUUCUACAGCAUCUGAAUAAGGUUUAGUGUUUUACAUGUACCGGUUCUAUAGCAUCUGAAUACAGUUUACUGUGUUACUUGUACCGGUAAGAAGUUCUAAAACAUCUGAAUGAGGUUUACUGUGUAACCUGUACCAGUAUGCAGUUCUAUAGCAUCUAAUACAGUAAAAUGUGUUACCCGUACCGGUAUCCAGUUCUACAGCAUCUGAAUACAGUUUACUAUGAUACUUAUACCGGUAAACAGUUCUAUAGCAUCUAAUACAGUUGAAUGUGUUACCCGUACCGGUAUCUAGUUCUACAGCAUCUGGAUACGGUUAACUGUGUUAUGUGUACCAGUAUGCAGUUCUACAUCAUCAGAAUAUUGUUUACUGUGUUUCCUGUACCGGUAUUCAUUUCUACAGCAUCUGAAUAUUGUUUACUGUGUAACAUGAACCGGUAUGCAGUUCGUCAAUAUCUGAAUACAGUUUACUUUACAGUGUUACUUGUACCAGUAUGCGAUUCUAUAGCUCAGCAUCUGAAUACAGUUUACUGUGUUACCUGUGCCGGUAUGCUUUAUCAAGUAUAUCUUACUGUUGUACUGUUACAUGUAUCUGUAUAUGGAAUCAAAUAAGACUUUCUGUUUCGGUUGGUAUACAUAAUACAUGUUGGCUAACUGUGUUACGUGUACUGAUACGUGAAAUCAAAACCUGGUCUGCUAGGUGUAUCUGAAUAUUCUCAACAGUGUUACAUUUAAGUAAUUUUUCCAUUAAUUACUUUCAGUUUUCAGACACUCUUAAGUUUUCGGCACCCUCUUUUUUAGCCAAAAUAAUUAUUUUUCGUGACUAUAUUUUCGGACAUACGGAUUUUCGUCCAUAAUUAAUGACUCCAAUUUUUCGGACAGUAUAUUUUACAGCGCUAGUUUACUAGAUUUCUGCCCUGUGUUCGCUUAUCUUGGAUCAUGAAGUUUUAAAACCGGAUUAACGUAAUAAAACCUGGCAUAGAAUGCCCUGAGGGCAAUGGACCAUUACAAUUGCGUUAUUGGAUAUAUUACCAUGUAUACCUGUAAAAUAAACAAUGGUUUCACCCAACAGCAUUUGGAAUGAUAUCGUAUUCAGGAAGCAGUAUGGUUGUUUUUUUAUGACAUUUUUAUAUACCAUUUUAGGUAAGAGAUAGCAAAUAUACAUGCUUAUCUGGGACAACACUUUCCGUUUAUACUGGAUUUUUUCUCUAGAAGAGACCUGCUUAAAAGAUAAAUUCAGGCUUAUCUUGGCCAUCGCUUUACGCACUUGUAUUAAGCCCAGUUUUCCCAGAAACAGUUUCAUAUAAUUGUUUGGAUAGCACAUUCAAAAUGAACCAAUAUCCUGCAUACAGACUGGUGCUCAUAUCCAAAGUUUCUGAAUCAAAAUGUGGAUGGCUGUAUUGUGCAGCACUGGGUAUCAUGCUUACUGUGAUUGUUGUCAAGUUAACCUGACGUUAUUGUUGUAAUUGUUACUUAUAAUUAAGUUGUUAAAUGUUUAUAACUGUAUUAAAUUAUUAUAUUGAAGAGAAAUGUUCAUCGACAUGUUUAUUUUUUAUGUGUCUGUAGAUUGUACACACAUGAAAUGUAUAGACUUUUGAAUGGCUGAAGGAUCAUGUGGGGAAAAAAGGUUAAUUCUUUUGAAUUGGACAUUGGUUUCGUAUUGAUUAAAACUAUAAAGUUGUGUUUGGAUUCAGACCAGUUUAAAAUUUAGAACACAUGUGUUCAAUAUUGUUUUAGUUACCAUUGUGACUUUUAUUAAUGUUAUAAACAUGUUAUCAAACACUUUUUUUGGUUGCAUAAUUUAAACAUAUAUGGGUUUGUUUUAAAAAUGUCAUAUAGUCAUUUUUUGUGUAGAAUACAACAUUCUAUUCAAAUAACAACAAAAUCCUUUCUUCUUGUCUAACAAGUUUCACACAUUGUGACAUUUACGUAAAAUAAUAUUUAAAUACCUCAUGUAAACAAAAAAAAUCAAUAAAAUGUCAUACUGGUAGAUU
Messenger RNA from Dreissena polymorpha, 9202 nucleotides. RefSeq names its product protein unc-79 homolog. The record is from RefSeq and is a predicted model, not a curated record. Gene Ontology annotation, molecular function: protein binding. NCBI's taxonomy places the organism in Eukaryota, Metazoa, Mollusca, Bivalvia, Myida, Dreissenidae. The transcript has 54 exons. Bases 79 to 7227 code for a protein of 2382 amino acids.